Molecule: messenger RNA, 3360 nt
Organism: Diatraea saccharalis (sugarcane borer)
Lineage: Eukaryota; Metazoa; Arthropoda; Insecta; Lepidoptera; Crambidae
Source: the annotation of a GenBank genome assembly
AUGGCUAUGAAGAGUACGAAUGUACUUUUUCGUUUUGACUGUCCGUCACUUAAUUGGCGUUAUGUAUUAAGCUGGGAAGCGCUCCCGCCGGAGACGGCUACGUUCACAGCGGACAUAACACCGCUUAUCCUGGCGGCGCACCGCGAUAGCUACGAGAUCAUCAAGCUGUUGCUGGACCGCGGUGCCGCGUUGCCGGUACCGCAUGACGUGCGAUGCGGCUGCGACGAGUGUGUGCGCUCGCGCAGCGAAGAUUCGCUCCGCCACUCACGAUCCAGGAUCAACGCGUAUAGAGCACUCGCUUCCCCUUCACUCAUUGCUCUCUCUUCCAAGGAUCCCAUCUUGUCAGCAUUCGAGCUAUCGUGGGAGUUGCGACGGCUUUCGGCGCUAGAGCAUGAGUUCAAAACAGAGUACCAGGAGUUACGAGUCCAGUGCCAGGAGUUUGCAACGGCGUUGCUAGACCACACGCGGACGUCGCACGAGUUGCAGGUGCUACUCAACCACGAAAAGGACUCGCCACAAGCGCCUCUGCCAGAGCCCGGUGCACCAGAGCGUAUGAGACUAUCCAGACUUAAACUCGCCAUCAAACUCAGGCAGAAGAAGUUCGUAGCGCACCCCAACGUUCAGCAACUUCUGGCGUCAAUCUGGUAUGAAAGUGUGCCAGGGUUCCGGCGCAAGAACAUGCUAUUGCAGGCAGCAGAGAUGGUCCGCAUCGGAGCAAUGUUCCCGCUGUACUCGCUCGCGUACAUUGCUGCGCCACAUUCUGCCGCCGGCCGCACGCUGCGCAAACCUUUCAUCAAGUUCUUAUGCCACUCUGCAAGCUACUUCAUGUUCCUAUAUACAGCAAGAUUUUUUAAUAAGAACAUAAAUGAUGAGUUUUUAUGUAAUUGUAUGAUGAUUGCAGUCUUGCUGAUCCUGGCGUCACAGCGCAUCGAAACAGCGGCAGGCGGGUUGCUAUGGGACGCACCGGCGCCACAUACGGAGCCGUUGUCGCGCCGCGGGGCACCGCCUUCGCUCGUCGAAUGGCUCAUCCUCGCCUGGGUCAGCGGUCUGAUCUGGAGUGAGGUGAAGCAGCUGUGGGAUAUGGGGUUGCGGGAGUACGUGCACGACAUGUGGAAUGUUAUCGACUUUGUUACCAACUCACUGUACGUCGCGACUGUCGCUCUACGUAUAGUGUCACACUUUCAGGUACGUCGCGAGAUGGCUCAAGGUUUGCAAUGGAAUCAGCCACGAGAGAAAUGGGACGCAUGGGAUCCGAUGCUCCUUUCCGAAGGACUGUUCUCAGCGGCUAACAUCUUCAGCAGCCUCAAACUGGUGUACAUAUUCAGUGUCAACCCUCACCUAGGUCCACUGCAAGUCUCUCUCAGUCGAAUGGUCUUGGAUAUACUGAAAUUUUUCGUGCUAGAUAUAUUAGUGAUCUUCGCAUUCUCCUGUGGUCUUAACCAACUUCUUUGGUACUAUGCUGACAUGGAGAAAAAGCGAUGCACGACCGGCACGUCUCUUCCGGCACCGAAUGGAACAUUACCUGAUCCUGACGCUUGUAUCGUCUGGAGACGAUUUGCUAAUUUGUUCGAGACUAUGCAGACGCUGUUUUGGGCGGCGUUCGGUCUCGUGGACCUUGACUCGUUCGAGUUGGACGGCAUAAAAAUAUUUACCCGCUUUUGGGGCAUGCUCAUGUUCGGCACAUACGCUGUCAUCAAUGUCAUCGUGCUACUCAACCUACUCAUUGCCAUGAUGAAUCAUUCCUAUCAACUUAUAUCUGAGCGCGCAGACGUGGAAUGGAAGUUCGCGCGCAGUAAACUUUGGAUCUCGUACUUCGAGGAGGGUGGUACCGCGCCGCCGCCAUUCAACGUGGUGCCAUCGCCUAAAUCAUUGCUGUACGCAUGGCGGUGGCUGCAGCGACGUAUGUGCGGGCACGCACGCGCUAAAAGAGAACACAUGCGUACCAUCAGGAGAAAAGCAAAACAAGCCAACGAGCGUGAUUUCCGAUACCAGGCUAUAAUGCGGAACCUGGUGCGUCGGUAUGUGACGGUGCAGCAACGGCGCGCGGAGAGUGGAGGUGUCACCGAGGAUGACGUCAACGAGAUCAAGCAGGACGUAUCCGCUUUCCGCUGCGAGCUCGUCGAGAUCCUGCGCAACUCCGGCAUGAACACGUCCACUGCCAAUGCAGGCGCACCGGGCGGGGGCGGCGGCAAAAAGAAUCGUCAGAAAGAGCGACGGCUGAUGAAAGGUUUCAACAUCGCACCCGGUGGGUCACUGACUGCCGGCGACGAGUUCCUCGCGUCGUUACAUCACGAGCACGGCGGAGCGCACGGUGCGCAUCACGCGUCACUCUCCGCAUUAUUGGGCGCGCGGUUACGCACCUCCCAGUCUUCAUUGUCUGACGGCGGGGCCACAUCCGUGACCCCCGCGCCUGUCCCCACUCGACGUAAGCCUGCGCCCCAUAAACGCCGAUGGGGCACUAUUAUAGAAGCCGCGCGCGCCGCCCGUGUAUCGCGUUUCAUCGGCCGCUCGCGUUCCGAGGACUCCGUGUGUGACCAUGCGAGGCAGUCGCCAAGCGGCAGUGAUCGGUCCGAGUCGGGUAGUGAUUCGCAGCGCAGCCCAGAGCGCGGGUCCCGGAGCGGCGGACCGCUGCACCCUCUGACGGCACUAGCGGCUCUCAAACGCAAGCGCAAAAAGUUCUCGGACUCACGCCGAGCAGCUGAGGAGGCGCGCGCGGGGGGUGCGGCGGUAACGCGCAACACCGGGGGCCCGGAGUCCCUGCAGCGCGCCAGUUCCGUGCCAGCGCGCGCCCCCCCACCUGCAGCACCUGCUCCUGCCGUACCAACCACCCACUCCCCCGCUGAUACCACCGCGCGGGGCGGAAGCCGCGAGCCCCUUCUGGCCAGCCUCGACGAAGAUGCACAUAAGGAGGCUUGCGGCGAAUGCGGUAUGGAAGCGAACGAGGCUGAUGACGACACUGGGACGGUCACGAAAGUGGUGGUGGACGCGAGCGGAGCGGGCACGAGGGCGGCCACAGGGGCAGGAGCGGGCGCGGGAGCGGGAGCGGGAGCGGGAGAUUCAUGCGGGCGUUGUGCUGCUCUCGCACGUCUGGCGGGCGUUACGCCACUACACGGCCACGUGCCUCACAACUCCGCCGGCUGUUUUCGUUUAGGAGUCUACAAAGUCUUGGAAUGGAUGACUUUGCACCUAAGUGCACCUUACGAUAUGGUGGACACAGGAGCAAUAUUGGCUAACGGGGGUAGCCCAUUUGCGGGAAUAAGGGAACAUUUAUAUGCACCUUCAUAUGCACCGAUCAGCAAAAGAAUUCUAUGUUUUUUGUCAUUAAGUAGUAUGAGCAUUGCACUCAUAAAGCCUGAAUGA